AAUAAAGUAUUAGCUGCUAUUCACCUACAACAAUCUUUGUUUUAUUUUCCUGCAGAAAAGCACAUAUGGGCAACAAAAAGUCAACCCCACCACCACCAAAAGAAUUUGACCAAGAAUGGAGGAAAACUGACUGGAGUAAACAAAAGAGAAAUGCCAUGGUGGAUGAACUGAAGAACUUAAAUCUGGAUGAUCCUGAGGUGGGGCUGCUGAGAUGCCUGCUAAUUGGACCAGUAGGAGCAGGAAAGUCCAGCUUCAUUGAUUCAGUCAACAACAUCUUCCAAGGUCGUAUAACACAAAGUGCCCUGGUAGCAUCAAUUUCUCAAAAAAGCUUCACCAAGAAAUACAAAACACAUUACAUAAAAAAUGGAGCAAACCGUCUUCCUAUUGCAUUUAAUGAUAUCAUGGGCCUGGAGAAUGAAGAUGAAUGUGGGAUACAUCCUGAUGAUAUCAUCAAUGCACUCAAGGGCCAUCUAAAAGAGGGAUACAUGUUCAAUCCUUCUGCAGCAAUAACCACUGAAGAUUUGAAAUACAAUUCGAACCCAAGCUUAAGUGACCAGGUUCACUGUCUGGUGAAUGUAAUGCCAGCAGACAAAAUACAGCUCAUGUCAGAGAAAGUCUUAACCAAAAUGAAGAUGAUCAGGGGAAUAGCCAGUGAACUGGGCAUCCCUCAAGUUGUUGUCAUGACCAUGACAGACAAGGCUUGUCCACUGGUGAACAAUGAUCUGAAGAAAAUCUACACCAGCAUGGAGAUCAAAAAGAAGAUGCAGAUGUGCAGUAAUGAGCUGGGUGUUCCAGUGAACUGCAUCCUGCCAGUGAAGAACUACCAUGAGGAGGGUGGGCUGGAUAACGACGUGGACAUCCUGAUACUGAACGCCUUUUCUCAGAUUGUACACCACAGCAAUGACUACAUCUGGGACUGCCGACAAAAUCCUCGUCCCUCACGACCUUCAUAGGUUUCACACCACCUAAAUAAAAUAUAAAGAGAUUAACAAGCCCUGCAGUAUACUCCCAUAUAUGUACAACCUGUCAAAUUAGUCUUUAUGGGGCUUUCAGUUAGCUGGCAUGAACUAUCGAAUGAAUUGGUAGCUUCCGCAUUCUGUUGGAGAGUUAGAACUUUUUGGAUGAUCAAGGUAUAAAAAAAUAUAUGUACUCAUGCUUUGAGCAUUGUGUGCUGUAGAAAUUGUAUUGUGUAUUCCUUUAACGUUUCUCUUUUUUUUAAGUUCACCAUAUUUGGUUAACCCAGGUAGGAGAUAUUACA
Esox lucius (northern pike) is the source of this 1258-nucleotide messenger RNA. RefSeq names its product interferon-induced protein 44-like. Bases 66 to 953 code for a protein of 295 amino acids. The transcript has 7 exons. The record is from RefSeq and is a predicted model, not a curated record. Lineage: Eukaryota; Metazoa; Chordata; Actinopteri; Esociformes; Esocidae.